This is a messenger RNA of Scomber scombrus (Atlantic mackerel), 2369 nucleotides long. Its product is annotated as secretory phospholipase A2 receptor-like. The coding region runs from base 81 to 2321 and encodes 746 amino acids. The transcript is spliced from 18 exons. Lineage: Eukaryota; Metazoa; Chordata; Actinopteri; Scombriformes; Scombridae. The record is from RefSeq and is a predicted model, not a curated record.
AUCCAAAUCUUUCUUCAUCUGGAGAGGAACUUGAAGAAGAAAGUGACUACGUUAAUACAGCUGUGUGCACCGUGGACACAAUGUCAGCCACCUCAGAUAAGAAGUGUGGCUCCUUCACUCAGUCUUUUCUACCAGUAGCAGUGAGUUGGGUGAUACUGUUGGUAAUCUUGGCCCUUCAUAUCUACUUUACAUCUGUCAUCUCUGAAAACAACGACAAGCUGACUGCUGAAAACAUACAACUGGAAACCAACCUGACGGACCUUAACAAACUCAGAUCAGAAAAUGAAAGAUUGAGAAGAGACAACGAUAAUCAGACAGUCAUCUUUGGAAAUCUGACAAAGGAAUAUAAUGACUCAGAAAUGAAGAUCAAUAAAUUAACUGCAGAGAACCAGCAGCUGGAGACAGAGAAGAACAAAUUAACAGAACAAAUACAAAACAUAGAGAACACUGUCGUCCAGCAGAUCUUUGAUGCCUACAACACAACAAAAGAUGGAAUCAAACAGCGUGAACUUUGCCUGAAGGGCUGGCUGCACCACCAGUCCAGCUGUUAUGCAGUCCAUAACCCUGAUACUUAUACUGGUCAGAAAACCUGGGAGGAAGCUCGAGAGGACUGCAGAAGAUGGAAUUCAGACUUGGCUGUAAUAGUUAAUGAAGAUGAAAAGAAAUUCAUCAGUGAUAACAGUUGGGGAAGUUCAGGAGACAGAGGCUACUGGAUUGGACUGAGAGCUGAAGCAGAGAAAUGGAAGUGGAUCGAUGGAAGUGUUCUGGCUAAAAAAUCCUGGAUAACAGGACAUGCUUACAACGACCGCUGUGCAAUUUCUGUCCAUGACGAAGAAUGGAAAUCAGUGAGAUUAACAUCUGUCAUCUCUGGAAACAACACCAAGCUGACUGCAGAAAACCAGCAGCUGAAGACACAAAACCAGAAGCUGGAGACACAGAAGAACAACUUGACAAAACAAAUACAAAACAUAAAGGACAACUUUACUGUAGCCCAGCAGAUAAAGGACAUCUACUGCCCAAUGAAGGAUGCAAACAGACAGUGUAAACCUUGCCUAUACGGCUGGAUGCACAACAAGUACAGUUGUUAUGCAGUCAUUAACGCCGAUACUGAUGAUCAGAAAACCUGGGAGGAAGCUCAAGAGAACUGUAGAGAAAAGAAUUCAGAAUUGGCUGUAAUAGUUAAUGAAGAUGAAAAGACAUUCAUCAGUGGUAACAGUUGGGGAAGUUCAGGACUCACUGGCUACUGGAUUGGACUGAAAGUUUUAGCAGAGAAAUGGAAGUGGAUCAAUGGAAGUGAUCUGGCUGAAACAUCCUGGAUGACACAACCUGCUAACAACAGCUACUGUGCAAUUUCUGUCCAUAAAAAAGGAUUGAAAUCAGUGAGCUGCGGAAACAAAAACGGUUGGAUCUGCAAAAGGGCGGCUUUACCUUUCAGGAUUGAUAGAAACACAGAGAUGCUCCCUGCUGCUUCUAAAAAUCAAAAUGCUUCUUCAUCUGGAGAGCAACCUGAGAAAGAACACGACUAUGUCAAUGCCGCAGUAUGGACCAUGAACAAAAUAUCACCCACUUCAAAUAAGAAGUGUUGCUCCUUUAUUCAGCCUUUUCUACCAGUAGCAGUGAGUUGGGUAUUACUGUUGGUAAUCAUUGGCCUGCGUAUCCACUAUACCUCUGUCAUUUCUUCAAACAACGCCAAGCUGACUGUAGAACACGAAGAUCAGAUGGAGCAAAUUAAACAGCUGAAGACACGAUUGGAGCAACAGGAGAGACGAAACCAGCAGCUGAACACACAAAAACAGGAGCAGGAGAAACAGAACGACAACUUCAGAGAACAAAUACGAAAUGUGGAGAACGACGUUACUCUAUCCCAGCGGGUCAUUGAUGCCUACUGCCCAAAAAAAGAAAACGGACGUAGACAGUGUGAACCUUGCCAAAUCGACUGGCAGCACAACCUGUCCAGCUGUUAUGAAGUCAAUGACCCUGAUCCUCCUCGUAGGAGAAACUGGGAUAGAGCUCAAGAGGACUGCAGAGGAAAGAAUUCAGAUUUGGUUGUAAUAGUUAAUGAAGAUGAAAAGACAUUCAUCAAUGAUAUGAGUUCUGGGAGUUCUGGGAGUUCAGGAAACGAUGGCUACUGGAUUGGACUGAGAGCUAAUAAUGGGAAAUGGAAGUGGAUCGAUGGAAGUGAACCUGCUAACAAAUCCUGGAUAACAGAACCUCCUACCAAAGGCCGCUGUGUAAUUUCUGUCCAUAAUGAAGGAUGGAAAUCAGUGAACUGUGGUAUAGGAAAAAGAUGGUUGUGCAAAAAGCAGGUUUUAUCUGUUUAAACAGUGAGAAGCCACACAUAAGGUUACUGGAUAGUCUGUAAAUAUUAA